Molecule: messenger RNA, 711 nt
Organism: Quercus robur (English oak)
Lineage: Eukaryota; Viridiplantae; Streptophyta; Magnoliopsida; Fagales; Fagaceae
Exons: 2
Coding region: 1-711 (236 amino acids)
Source: RefSeq, a predicted model, not a curated record
AUGCAUUCUUGCAUGGGGAUUUGUCUGAGGAGGUCUAUAUGGCUCUUCCACCAGGGUUCCAUAGCCAAGGGGAGCAGUAACAAUAAGGCAGAAGUAGAUGAGUUUAAGGUGUUGUUGAAUCAGAAAUUUAAACUCAAAGAUUUGGGGGAUUUGAGAUAUUUCCUUGGACUUGAGGUUGCUAGGUCAGAUCAAGGAAUAAUCUUGUGUCAAAGAAAAUAUACUCUUGAAGUGUUGAGUGAUGCCGAGUUUCUAGGAUGCAAGCCAGCCAAGACACCAAUGGAACAAAAUGUCAAGCUAAGUAAGUAUGAGGGUGAAGAACUCAAGGAUCCAGGAAUGUAUAGAAGAAUGAUUGGCAGGUUAUUGUACUUGACUAUUACCAAGCUAGACAUCACCUAUGCAGUCCAUAGGUUAAGUCAAUAUAUGGCCAAGCCAAGGAAACCUCAUCUAGAUGCUGUGUAUAAAGUUUUGCAAUACUUGAAGAAUGAACUAGGAAAGGGGAUAUUUUUCUCAUCAAAAUCAGAGCUUCAUGUCAAAGCUUUUACUGAUUCAGAUUGGGCUUCAUGCCCUGAUACAAGGAGGUCUGUGACUGGUUUUAGUGUCAUUGGAGAUUCUCUAGUGUCAUGGAAGUCCAAGAAACAAUGCAUGGUUUCCAGAUCCUCUACAGAAGCAGAAUAUCGAGCUAUGGCUGUAGCUACUUGUGAAAUUGUUUAG